AUGUCCGGUGGCAAGAAAGGGGGUUUUCUUGUGUCCAGUCACCUUCAGGGUGAAGCAGUUCAAAAUUGGCGAGAGUUUGUGACAUACUUAACAUACCCGAUCAAGGCUCGUGACUAUUCCCGGUGGCCGGAGAAGCCGGAGGGAUGGCGAGCGGUGACAGAGGCUUACAGCGAAGAGUUGAUGAAUUUGGCCUGCAAAUUACUGGAGGUUUUAUCAGAAGCAAUGGAUCUUGAAAAGGAAGCACUCACCAAAGCUUGUGUUGAUAUGGAUCAGAAGGUGAUUAUCAAUUUCUAUCCCAAAUGUCCACAACCGGAUCUCACACUCGGACUCAGGCGGCAUACGGAUCCGGGCACCAUUACUCUACUGCUCCAGGACCAGGUUGGUGGGCUUCAAGCCACCAGGGAUGGUGGCAACACAUGGGUUACAGUCCAGCCUGUGGAAGGAGCUUUUGUGGUUAAUCUUGGUGACCAUGGCCAUUACCUAAGCAAUGGGAGGUUUAAGAAAGCAGAUCACCGGGCCGUAGUGAACUCUAAUUACAGCAGAUUGUCAAUUGCAACUUUCCAAAAUCCAGCACCAGAGGCCAUAGUUUACCCACUCAAGGUCCGGGAAGGGGUGAAGCCGGUUCUCGAUGAGCCCAUCACGUUCUCCGAGAUGUACAAGAGGAAGAUGAGCAAGGAUCUUGAGCUGGCCAGGCCGAAAAAAUUGGCUAACGAGAAACAGUUGUCGGAAGAGGAGCUGAAGCAGGAAACUAAUGUGAAACCCAAAUCUUUUGAAGAAAUUUUUACUUGA
This is a messenger RNA of Fraxinus pennsylvanica, 789 nucleotides long. NCBI's taxonomy places the organism in Eukaryota, Viridiplantae, Streptophyta, Magnoliopsida, Lamiales, Oleaceae. The record is from the annotation of a GenBank genome assembly.